This is a messenger RNA of Xyrichtys novacula (pearly razorfish), 3582 nucleotides long. The record is from the annotation of a GenBank genome assembly. Lineage: Eukaryota; Metazoa; Chordata; Actinopteri; Labriformes; Labridae.
GGAAUGCUUAGUGACGCAGUUCCGGUGUCAUGUCAGCCUCCUUCCUGAACCGCAUGGGUAGCUUCUGCAGCUGCUUUUAAAUGUGUGUUUGUCCGAGUCUGCAGUUUUUUAAGAUGAUGAUUUAAUGAAAGAAACACACUAACAGGUACGUGUUAUCAUUUGCUAAGUGUGAGCAUUCUUCGUUAAAGAAACUCACCUAAGUCUGUAUGUAAGGGUGAAAUACCGGUGUGAUCAUGGGUUCAUAUGUUAGCCUAAUGUUGCUGUUAGCAUCAAUUCAGACGUGUCAAUUUCGACUUCUGGUAAUAAAUCUUUUGUCAUGACACAUUCAGUUGUUAUUAUGUAGUUAAAAGGAGUGAACAUGACAGCAGGUGUGUAAAUAAACCUUUAACCUGAUCGUCUUCAUAGAGGAUGUUAUAUAACUGGGUGGAUUGGGUUGUAAACAACUUUUUCAAACGGGUUGUUUCCUUGACAUUGAUUAACAGGCACUUGUGAGUUAACAUGGUCAUAUAUCGCUCUAUAAACUGUUUGUGUUUUUUCUGUUUUAACAGAAAUGGCUGAAGUUGUUCAAGAGAAAAGUCGUGGCUUGAAGUUUGCAGAGCAGCAGCUCCUGCGUCACGGCUGGGAACACGGUGAGACCGAAUUUAUUCACCAAACAUAUAUAUAUAUAUAUAUAUAUAUAUAUAUAUAUAUAUAUAUAUAUAUAUAUAUAUAUGACCCUGGUGCAGAUUCCUUACUCUGUCUAUUUAUCCUCAGGUAAAGGAUUAGGCCGCGCUGAAAACGGCAUCUCAGAAGCUAUCAAGGUCAAAGUAAAAUGUGAUAAAGGAGGGGUGAGUCUCUGGUACCAUCUCUGUCUCAGGUUUGGACCCUCUUUUUCCUCUGUUAUUUGUAAGCUCACAUGUUGCUCUUAUCUGAUAGGUCGGCCAUAAAGAAGGGGAGCAGUUCACCUUCCACUGGUGGGAUCAUGUCUUCAAUAAAGCUUCUUCUAGUCUGCAGGUUGAAUCUGACCAGGUGAGUCCUACUCUCACAUAGUGUACAAUCAUGUUUACUGGACUUAAAGGGAUAUUCCAGCGUAAAAUUAAGUUAGGGUCAAACACACCGUAACACCAAGUUAGAAACCCCGAAAGCCGCUUAAUUGUAGUGAGACCUCCGGGCGAGUCCAUUGACUGCUGCUGGGUGACGCAGCUCAAGGAAGAACAUUUAUGAUCAUCUACUUUACGCAGGAUGAAUCAAUUACUGAAACCUAUCUCCUUUGUAACUGAAUGAAGCCAUAUUUGUAUACCUACCAUUUGGUGCUAUGGUGAGGGAAAUCCGCUGUUGUUGUGUUUGUCAGAGGGUUAAAUUUGUUUGGUUUUCUUUGUGAUCCAGAGCGGCAUCAAACUGAAGAAGACAGCGGAGGAAGAUGAAGAGGGAGGGAUGAUCUCCAAUAAGAAGCCAAGGAAAGCCACGCUUGCCAAAGCCAAACUUUAUGGAUGCUUUGUCAAGGUAAAUAGUAAUUGAUAAAUAUGAGAGCAAAAUCCAAUGUCAAUGUGCGAUCUUAGCCAGCAGGAAGACAUUGAGUUGAUUUAAGUCUGACUUUAAUCUGACUGUCACUGAUGUUUGUUUCGCUCCUCUUUCAGUCGGCCACUCUACUGUCUGGUCAGGAGCAGCCGGAGCCAAAGGCCUCCAACUCAGACGACAGCAGCAGCAGCUCAGAUGACGAGGAGGAAGACCAGAGACUGGACCUCUCCAGCACCAUCAAGUAUGAACACAUGAUUAUUAUAUCAACAAGUGUUUUGUCUAGAACAACAACAAAAAAGUCUGCAUCAAUAUCAAUCCUGUAAGCAUGACAACAUGACCCUAUUAUUUUUACUAAUGAGCUUUUAAAUACUGCCUGAUUUUUACAAAUUGAUGCUUUACAGACUCUCUGAUGACGACCUCAUGAAGGCUUGUGGAGGACGCACUGCUCAUAAGUAAGUUAAUUCAUAUAAUUUUAAUAAAAUGGGGCUUUAUUCAAAGAAAAAAAUAUCAAUCAAAUUAACACAACUGUGAACUGUGUUGGAGGAAAAAGAGUAAAACGUACAGGUAUCCAACGACAUCUUUUCUAACUUCUGUGGAAAACUGAAAUUUAAUUCACAUGUUUGCUUCUGUUUCUGUAGAGGAGCCAGGCACGGCUUCACCAUGAGCGCCAAGUUAGCCCGACUGGAGCAGCAGGAGGCCGAGUUCAUGGCCAAGUACGGCAAGAAGAAACAAGCAGCAGAUUCUUCUUCUCCAGUUUGUGUCACACCGACAACCCCUGCUUCCCUAUCACCUGAGCGGAGAUGUGAGGAGCAGGAAGAGGACUCUCGGGGAAAAAAGGUGAAGAAGAAGAGAUCAGCUGAGAGCAUUAAUGAGCUGAAGGGUGAAGACACCGCUGAGAUUCCUGACACAGAAACAGCACCCAAAAAGAAAAAGAAGAAAAAGAAAGGCAGCAAGGACACUGAGGGAAUAAACAAUGGAGUCUCCGCUGAGAGCGAUGUGAUCAGUGUAGAAAACAGUGAGGCAGACAUUUCUGAGAAAACAAAGAAGAAACACAAGAAGAGGAAAAACAUUUCAGAGCAGAGUGAAGAGGAGGGAGCGUCUUCACCUGCUGCACAGAGUCCAGAGGAGACUGCAGAGCUGCACACUGACACAAAAGUAAAGAAGAAGAAGAAGAAGAAGUCCUCCAAACAUCAAACUGAAACCGCUGAGGGAGACGAGAGUCAUGAUACAGAAUCCAGCCAAUCAGAGCCAGUCCAGGAGGAAGCAGAAGUCGUAGCAGAGCAAACAGCAGCAAAGAAAAAAAGGAAAAAGUGUAAAAAGGAUAAAACCUCUUUAGAUGUAGAGGACGCAGUAAACGAGGAGGCACUUCCUCCAAAGAAGAAGAAAAAGAAGAAGUCCAAAGAGUAACGUUUGACCAGCGUAAUUAGGACACUGCUAACGAGGUUUGUUCACCUGAUACCAGACCACAAAAGUAGACCAGCUUUUGUGCCAAACACGGACCUGAGGAAGGACAUGCUCUCAGACGACACAGCCUUAAAUGAAUGAAAUAAGGACCGUUACACUCGAGAGAUGUGCCUCUUCUGCAUGUCAAACAACCUCAUGUAUAAAGAUUUCUUUCAUCAGUAUAAAGACUGAUAUAAAGUACUAUUGUGAUGUUAAUCCCCUGUAGUGGAAAUGAUCAGAAAUGACCUCAUUGAAAUCAUGAAACUUUUGAUGGACAGGAUAUCUCUGCAGCUCUACAAGUCUCAUAGUGGUAGUUUUUUUUUUCUCAACAGAAAAUUAAGAUACUGCAAUUUUAAUGUCUUGAUGAAUUAUUCAUCCCUGCAAAUAAUAAUUGGACCUCUAUUCAAAUGAUGAUCUGCUUUAGAUUUUAAGCAAUCCACACUGUUAUAUUAGGUUGAAUGGGUCCGUUUUUAGUAUUUUGAGGCAUUGAGUUAUUGAUUUGAUGAGUCAGCACUUUCUACAACCCAAACAAAACUUAUGCUACAAAAAUUACAUCUGCAAAUAAGUGAUUGCAGUGUCUCUCUGUCGACCACUUUGUAUGAAAAAUGCAUUUUUUAGGAAAAUAAAUCUCCUGAAUUUAAA